Molecule: messenger RNA, 1545 nt
Organism: Pecten maximus
Lineage: Eukaryota; Metazoa; Mollusca; Bivalvia; Pectinida; Pectinidae
Product: sialate O-acetylesterase-like
Exons: 9
Coding region: 5-1513 (502 amino acids)
Biological process (GO): carbohydrate metabolic process
Molecular function (GO): sialate O-acetylesterase activity
Source: RefSeq, a predicted model, not a curated record
AGCAAUGACGAAGACGGUCAGCAUGGUGGAAUCACAUAUAUUGCGUAUGAUCUGGCUUGGCUUAUGCAUAGCAUUAUGCGAAUCAACAUUCAAUUUUGCCAAUACUUACUCGGACCACAUGGUUUUACAAAAAGGAUCACGUGGUUCGAUUGUAUGGGGGAAAUCCUCAAAGCUUGGAGACACAGUCCAUGUUUCUCUAAAUGGUCACGAGGUUGCCCAUAGCAACGUAACACAUGAUGCAUAUGGAGGACUGAUUUGGAUGGUAAAAAUAGUUAUGACGUCACAUUACUACGGUCCCUACAACCUAACAGCUAGGUCAAGUCUAGGGGAGAUAACUGUAUAUGACGUGAUGUUUGGUGACGUAUGGUUAUGUUCCGGCCAAAGCAACAUGGAAUUCACUCUAAGUAAGCUUAUGAACAGUACGGCAGAAUAUGCGGACGCUUCCCAGUACCAAGACGUUCGGGUGUUCAGAGCCAACCAUUUUCCUUCUUCGAACAGUCUGGAGGAUUUCCAUCUACAUAACAUCGCACGAUGGGCAAAACCUUCACAAUCUACUCUUACGAGAUUUUCCGCUGUGUGUUGGCUGUUUGGAAAGCGUUUGUCGUCACAAUUUGGCUAUCCAAUAGGACUGAUAGAAUCCAACUUCGGUGGAACGAAAAUUGAGCUGUGGUCUUCUCCAGAUGCACUGAGUCAAUGUUCGGAUUCCAAAAGAGCGAAUCAUAUUGCCGACUCUGGACUAUGGAAUGGUAUGAUCAGUCCUUUACUGAGGAACACCAUAUAUGGAACUAUUUGGUACCAAGGCGAGUCUAAUACUCCAAACCCGGGUAAAUACGCUUGUCAAUUCCCCGCCAUGAUCAGUGACUGGAGGCAGAAGUUUAGCGCCGCAUCUCUCCAAACGACCUCUCCACACUUCCCGUUCGGAUUCGUACAGCUUGCAGGAAAUCACAACGGUACCAACGGUACGUAUUUUGCAUGGAUGAGAUGGACUCAGACUGCUGCGUACGGUAAAGUUCCAAACGCCAAGAUGCCAAACACAUUUAUGGCAGUAGCUAUGGAUUUGCCGGACUUUGAAUCCCCUUACGGAACGAUACAUCCGAGGUACAAACAUGACGUGGCUUCCCGUCUGGCCCUUUCUGCUCUCGGCGUGGCAUACCACAAAUCAGGACUGGAGUACCAGGGGCCGUAUCCAUCUAAUUAUCACGUGACUGGUCAUUCCCUUAAUAUAGAAUAUGACAAUGGAAGAACGCCUAUCAGAGUGAAUAUUAACGCAAGUAACUUCGAGGUAUGCUGUUCGUAUCGUGAAUGCAAUGUGAAUUACGGUGUAUGGUUACCAGCUCCUGUUACGUCACAUGACAUAUCGUCCGUCACGCUUGGUACAACUCCAUGUGGUCCCGUGCCAUUGUCCGCCGUACGAUACGCAUGGAGGGAGAGUCCAUGUCCUUUUAAGGAAUGUGCCGUCUAUGGUAGGGACACCGACCUUCCGGGACCACCGUUCUACCACAGUUUUCAUUAAUUGUUUGAUAAAAUAAAUACUGUAUAUUCCCA